UCCAGACUUACUUUAAGUGAAGAAGAAAUAAUCUGUUAUCUUGUUUACAGUAUUGUUAUUUUGGAUUUUCCCUUAUGUGCACCCAAAAUAACCCUAACUCGUAGAGGACUCAGGGCUCUCUUAGCCAUGCACAUCCUCUCAUUUAUCACCAACCCAUGUCCCUCUUCCAAACAAUACUCAAACUCUCACACAGGAGCAAUCUUUGAGUUUGAUUUUUACAUUUUUCAAUCUCUUUAAGCUUUCCACACCUCCUCACAAUCCUUGCAUUCCUCAUUCUCUUUAUACUGAUCUCUGACAGUCCCCCAAGUCUGUGCUCUCAAUGGACACUUCAUUCCAGGUGCCACUAGUAAUAAACUGAUGAGCUGUUUUGCCCCUGAAUGCCACUCCAUCUCUGGAUUUCCACUAACUCUAGUCCCAACAAAGCCACACAACUAUUCCCAGAUUCCAACUAGUACCUUGGGAGUUUGAUGCCCUCAGCCAAUCUAGUACCAAUUUCUUUAUCAAUCAGUCAUUAGUUACAAGCAACAGAAACUAACUUCAUCUUAUUUAAGCAAAAUAAAAUUUUAUGUUAAACAUAUUACAUUUAUAAAACAUAUCUCAGGGGAUUGCUGAAAUGACUGGAGGACCAAAUACAGAGCCACACAACUAGAAACAAUGCCCUAAAUUAAGCUGCAUUGUUGUCUCCAUGAGGACAGCCCCAUCACCACUGCCCCUUGCACAGCGGGCAUGGUUGGCACUGAACCCUCAAUGCUGCCCAAAACAAGCUAUGUCGGGGCCCUGCUGCACCUAGAACUAGAUCUUGCUGUAAAGCCAUUUCCCCUGGAGAGAAUUCUUAUGGUCACUGAGUGCUCACUUCCUUAGCUACAGAGUCAUUAGCUUAGGCUGUGAUCAAGGUACAUGCUUGGCUGAGAAUAGGUCAGGUGUCUGCACUCUGGUUUUAAGGGAAGUUCAGAGAGUAUCUGGCAUCUAUUAGGUAGGGAAUUCCCCUAACAUAGGAAGUGGUUUCAGAUGCCAGAUGUCAAAAAAAAUGCCAACUUUUUCCUACUCUCAGGCCAAGGUGCCAAGAAGGACUGGGAGAAUCACACUUCCCUAAUUUCUCUAGAUCUUCCCAAAUAUUCCCAUUAUCACCUGUCAAACAGUCAAUGUUUCCUAAUCAAUGCAUUCACUCUAGAAUGUGGCAGAGAACUUGGCUAUAACCAAUCUGCAGAUCACAUGGCUAUCCUCCUGCGGCAGCCUCAGAUUGCUGACCGUGGGCAGAGGCUUCCUUACCAGAGUUACAAAUUGUCAUGCUGUUCCUCAUCUGCUUGUCCCCUCUUAAACCCCUUCCCAAGGUUGCCAGAUGUGAAUUAUUUUACCACUUUUCUACUUAAUCCUCUGCAGUUACAACCACAGGGCAAUGGGGAAAGUUGAGGUCAAGCUCUAAGAGACAACAUGCAGUAGUUUUCCCAGUUACUUCAUUAUCACCUAACAAGGACAUCUCAUUUCCAGGCUCAGAAUGGAGGGAUUCUCACUGCAUCCCACCCUAUAUCAACAAGGCCAGUUCCUUUUUUAGGGUCUGCUGUUUGCAUCACUGCAUACCUUAUACCUAUUUUUUAUUUGAAUCUCUUUGUUUGGAAGUGACAGAAAUCCAACUUGAAAUAGAUUAAACAUAAAGAAGACUGUAUUGGGUAAUAAAAUUCAAUAAAGGGCUGAAGAACUAAUUUGCAAAAAGAGUAAGGAUGUCUCAGGAAUAACUGGAGCUAGGCUCUUAAAUUCUAACAUAAGUCUCUAUAUCUUUUGCCUCAGCUUCUUAUUUAUUCUUUCUUCACUCCAACCACCUUCCUUCUCUUCAUGUUGGGGACCAUGGCUGCAAACAUUUCCUGAGCUUUACAUUUAUAGUUUUCACCAUUCAAAAGAGAAUGACUGGUUUCUCAAUUCAAAUAAGAAAAAAAUGAUGAGAAAGGGUUUUAUUGACCCAUCUUCAAACAGGUACCCACACCUGGACCAGUUAUGGCUGAGGGUAGGAUUAUGUUAAGAACAAUGGUUCCGUGGGUAGCCAUGUUUGGAGGAGGAUGUUUGGAUGGAGGAGACAGUUCCCAAGAGAAAAGUUGUGCCUGGCUAACCACACUACAGAUGUCCAUGAUGGUGGCCCUGAGGCAAGUCCUUUCUCAUGCACAAAAGCUUGAAUAAGCUUAUCAAUGUAUGGCAUGUUUGGUAGGAUCAAACCCUUUUUUUCCCCCUUCCCUUUUUAAAAAAAGAGCCAUCUUGUCUCACCUUCUAUGUACCAUUCUCUUGCCCAGACAACUAAAACAUUCUAAGGAGAGCCUCCCCAUAAGUUAAGUGCCUAUGUGCCCACCAGAUCGGAAGAUCCUUAAAGAAAGCAACCAGGAUUAAUUUAUCCCCAUGUGUCGACUGCCCCAUGAUUCCAUCAUAGAUCAGACACUCAAGAAAUAGUUGUAGAACUGAGUUAAGAUCUCUUCUCACUCUUCAGCGAUCUCUGAGAACUGAACAUUUUAGAUGUUUAGGAUCCCUGGAAAGGCCUAAUGCUAGAAGCUAAAAAUAAAAGUGGAAAUUAAUAGAAGACCGGGUAACUUAAGGUAGUGGUGGGAAGAAAAAAAAUAGUCAGUAAGGGUUGUCCCCAUAACAGAGAGAUGAACAAGAGACUACAGGUUAUGAUAGACAGGUUGGGAAUAUACAGUUAAUAUAUUUGCCUCCAACCUUCCCUGGACCCGAAAUCAUAGCAGGAGAGAAGAGCGAUUGGGAAGAACAUUGCUGAUGGAGUUGGUAGAUAUAUGGGGGUGAAAGGAAUUUUAAGGUCCUUAAGCAGGACCAGAAAUGUGCUAACUUUUCACUGAUAGAUAAGCUCCAUCCUUUAUUAGAAGGUCGACAUGGAUGUCUAAUCAAGCUUGGCUUCUAAUCAUAGUUGUACAGUGAUGACACUGAGGACAUUGCUUCAGAGAGUGAGAAGAUGCAUUUCAAAGGUAAGGAGGCGCCAUCACUUUCUGUUCUCCCCCUAGAGAGAGAAGGACUGACAGGAGUGCACUGGGUUAGUAAAUCAGCCUGGUGCCCACAUUCUGAGCCCUGGAGAUCCUUGCUCAGAGUUCUGAGGGAGGCUAAGAUCUGUGGCUGCUCUAGAAGUAGCCUGGGAAUUCUCCAAAUGACCACAGGCAGGGAGAGUUCUCCAAGGCAUGGGUCCUUUCUCCUCUGUUCUCAAGGUAAUUCCACUAUCCAGGCUCGCAGAGUUGGGAUCAGAGCAGCAGAAAAAGGACAGUCCCCACUGUACCCUCUCCCCAGGUUCCUUUUUGCAUGCUGCUCCCUCUCUGGAAGGAAUCCUCCCCACCAUGACACACUCUCGCUGUUUUCACUUUUCCUCCAGGACUCCUCUCUGGGCAUCAGUUUCUUCAUCUGCAAAAAUUAAGGGGUCAGGCUGGGUAACUCUGCAGGGCCCUGAUAUCUUCUGAAAUCUCGAAGGUAGAAGUGAUGCUGGGAUGCAAAGACAGGAGUCCAUGCCCAGAUUAUACGUCCAGAUAUGGGAAGGCCUAUGAUGUGCAGUGAUGCCAUAGACAUCGUGGGUAGGCUGCAGAGAAAGUGAUCAACAUGAGGACACAGCUCUGCCCUGAGACCUUGCACUUUAUUGCAAAUACUUCAACAAGGUGAGUAACCAAAAGAGAGGGAGGUACUGUGGGACACCCAACCUAGUCUAGGGGUAUCAGGGAAGGCUUCCAGGAAGCAGUGACUUCCAAGUUGAUACCCAGUGGACAAACAAGCGUCAACCAGGUUUUGGCUUGCUUUUUGGCGGGGGAUGGGGGGAGUGUGGUGGGAUGGAGACUGGAAUGAACAUUCCAGCCAGAGAGAACAGCUCUGAACUAAAAGAUCAAUGUGUGAGGGCUGCAAAGAAAACCACGGUGAGGAGGAAGCAGACUGGAGCACUGGCAUGGAGGACAUUGUGGGCCAGAAUGGAUUUGAUCCUGAGGGCAAUGGAGAGCCAUGGGAGGUCUAAGGAAGAGAGCAGUGGCACUGUCUGAUUUCCCAAUUGUGAGAUCACUUGGGUCCCUGGGUCAAGGUAGAGAGGUGCACCUCCCACACCAGUGGAGAGAACAUUUUGAAUCAGUUUUGCUCUCAGUUUUAGAAGCUUAGACCUAAAAAUAAUUAGAGAAAAUACCUCAAAGAAACACCCUGAAAAGGAGUGGUUACAGAAAGGGGGAUAGGUGUCCUUGUGUUAAGCAAAGAAUGAGUGGCCAGGGAAGUGAAUCACCUGAGGGUGGGCAUGCUCCCCACUGUGCUGGUAAGCUGCGGGGAGGGAUUCCAGGAGCCAUCUCUCAACCCCCGAGGACUCUGGUUGGUGACAAGGGGGCCCCCCUGCCUUCUUGCUGGGUCUCCACUUCUCCACCUGCAGAACUUGCCAAGAUUGGGUGCAGGAGGCUGGGGGUUGGGUGGGAAAGCUGCUGAAUCCUCCUUAGGUGAGCUGUGGGGGUGGAAGAGUUCUCUAGUCUCUUCUCCUGGAAAGGAUUCUGUAUCCUGUGGCCCCACAGUAUGGAGGCCAAUGGCUAAGUCCGUGGAGCGCGUCUGUGGCCAAGUCCAGACUGAGUCUAGGUGGUUUUCCUGAAGAAGAAAAAGGCCUCUGCAGGAGGGGGUGGAAGCUGAGAAAGAGUGAAGGGGUCAUUUGGUUACUCCCCAGUCUUGACAUUCAUCACACACACACACUCUGUGCCGAGGGUGCUGGGGACCAGAGACUCACACCCAGCAGCAGCGGGGAGAGGGGCUGAACUGUGGGACCUGGGGGAGGGGAGAGGCAGGCUGGGCCUUGAAGGUGCAGGGCAGGGUCGUGUGGCCUUCAGGACAAGUUAGGAGAGAGGCAACCCUCCCCCUCUGCAGCUUCACACCGCGCCUCCACUACAGUCCUUCUACCCGCUGGGCACUCCAGCUGGUGGGUCUCGGCUCUCCAAAGGCUCUUUCUCUCCGCCCCUUAGCCUCUGUUCCUCUGUUGUGUCUGUCCCUGGCCUUGUCUCACUGAGACUGACCCUCCGUGUGUGUCUGUCUCACUAUCACUGCCCUGUUUUGUCUCAUCUCUCUCUUCAUCUCCAUCACAAUCCUUCUUUCCAACCGUGUCUCUUCCCUGUGUUUUCUGUCUCCAUGCCUGCCUCACUUGCUUUCUCUGUCCCCCUCUCGUCUCUCUCUUAUCUUUGUCUCCUCUAUCUCUGCCUUGUCCCACCUCCUUCCCUUCCUUCCUCUUGUACAUGUUUCACCUUUGUCGCCACCUCUGUCCCUGUCUCCCUCUUGCCGCCCACCCCCCCCCGCCCACGUCUCCAAUCUAUCUCUCUCGUCCAUGUCUCAUCCUUAUCUCCAUCUGUGUACCUGUAUCUCUCUUGUCCCUUUCUCCAUCUUUCUCCAUCACUGUUUCUGUCCCUUUCUCUCCCUGUCUCCGUCUCUGUCUCCUCUCUUCAUCCACAUCCUCUGUCCCCAUCUCAGGCCCCGUCUCUUCCUCGUCCUUGUCUUCAUUCCCCCUCCUGAGCCAUCUCCGUGGUCCCUUCCGGGAUGGGACCUCGCUGGGGGCGGGGCCGAGGGACUGGAUCGGAAUAACUCGGUUAUCAGGACGAAUUGAAUUAACUUCUUCACACGAGCGCCGCCGGGCCUGUUUCCCCUCCCUUCUGCGGGGCCGCAGGUGGAGAGGCCAGGGAGAGGGGUCGGGACCCUACGGCUGGGCACGAUGCAUAGACUGAAGGUCUGGUCCGGAUUGGGGCGGGAUGGGGGACUCUAGGGAUGGGGCCCCGCGCAGCCUGCCCUGCACAUCCCGAGCUCUAAGAGGGCGGCGGCGACCCUUUGGGGUGGGGGUCGGGGGCGGCUGGGGGCGGGGCCUUGGCCGUCCAGGCCCCGCCCCGACGAGCUCGCCCCGCCCCGCCCCCUCCUCGGGGUCCUACGCGUUAAAAGGCGCGCGGGCCGGGUUGGGCUGCACUUGCGUUGCACCGGGGCGGAGCGCGGCCGCGACGGGGCGGGCGGACUCGCGAGCUCUGAGAGCCGGCCUCGGGUCCUCGGCCCCUGGCGCUCCAACCCCCAUCUUGACCCCCACCCGGCCCGGGACACCAACUCCGACCCGGCCCGGCCCGGCCCCCGCCCCCGCCCCCCGGGCCGAUGGACUACUCCUACCUCAAUUCGUACGACUCGUGCGUGGCGGCCAUGGAGGCGUCCGCCUACGGCGACUUCGGCGCCUGCAGCCAGCCCGGCGGCUUCCAGUACAGUCCCCUGCGGCCCGCCUUCCCCGCGGCCGGGCCUCCCUGCCCCGCGCUCGGCUCCUCCAACUGCGCGCUUGGCGCUCUACGCGACCAUCAGCCUGCGCCCUACUCGGCAGUGCCCUACAAAUUCUUCCCGGAGCCGUCGGGCCUGCACGAGAAGCGCAAGCAGCGGCGGAUCCGCACCACGUUUACCAGCGCGCAGCUGAAGGAGCUGGAACGCGUCUUCGCCGAGACUCACUACCCCGACAUUUACACGCGCGAGGAGCUGGCGCUCAAGAUCGACCUUACCGAGGCUCGCGUGCAGGUCUGGUUCCAGAACCGCCGGGCCAAGUUCCGCAAACAGGAGCGUGCGGCCAGCGCCAAGGGUGCGGCGGGCGCGGCGGGCGCCAAAAAGGGUGAGGCGCGCUGCUCGUCUGAGGACGACGACUCCAAGGAGUCCACGUGCAGCCCCACGCCCGACAGCACCGCGUCGCUGCCGCCGCCGCCGCCUGCGCCCGGCCUGGCCAGCCCGCGCCUGAGCCCCAGCCCGCUGCCCGCCGCCCUGGGGUCCGGACCUGGAGCCGGGCCGGGGCCACAGCCGCUCAAGGGCCCGUUGUGGGCCGGCGUGGCGGGCGGUGGGGGCGGCGGACCGGGCGCGGGCGCGGCGGAGCUGCUUAAGGCUUGGCAGCCGGCGGAACCCGGGCCAGGGCCCUUCUCGGGGGUUCUGUCUUCCUUCCACCGGAAGCCCGGCCCCUCCCUGAAGACCAAUCUCUUCUAGCUGCCGGCCUCUAGAGGCUCCGGGCCUGCCGCCUGAGACGCCCCUGCCCCUCCAGGAUCUGACAGAGUCCCUCCUCAUCCUGGCCACCUGCCUGAUGUCCCCAUCUGUCCCACCCCCCACCGUGUCUGACACCUAUGUGUGCCCUCCCCAGCUUUGGAGACCAAGUCAGGGCCACUCUCAUCCUCACCCACCCCUACUCAGUGGAGGGGGGUACUUUUCACUGGGAUGCCCUCCAGGAGAGCCCAGAACCCCUUCUAGCCUGGUUUUCUUCAGAACCGGAAUCAAACAACACCUGCCCCUAACACAGUGCCCAAAGGUGACUCCUCAAACGGGGACAGCCUGGCUUCCUCCCCUGCCCCUGUAGCUGGCUGGGUCACUCAGCUUGGAGAGCAGUCUGCUGCUGCAGCCCUUGGGCCCACCCACACUGACCCCACCCGUGCAAAGGCUGGUCGUCAUUGGGAUAAUGAGUGGCCUGAAGGGUCCCACCACCAAUUUCACCCUCAUGCAUCCCCUCCCAUCCCCAGCCGGUCUGGCACAGAGGGCAGGCCCGUUAGAUGAGUGGAGGAGCUGCCAGGGCAACGGGAUGGAGGGGCUUCCUCGUUCCUGUUUUUUUGUCGUUGUUGCUGUUGUUGCUCUUUUCCUUUGAAAAACCUGUAAUUUAUUGAGGUGAGUUUUGCUCAAUCCAAAUAAAACUUAAUUUA
This is a messenger RNA of Globicephala melas (long-finned pilot whale), 7667 nucleotides long. RefSeq names its product paired like homeobox 2A (gene PHOX2A). The record is from RefSeq and is a predicted model, not a curated record. Gene Ontology annotation, molecular function: DNA-binding transcription factor activity, RNA polymerase II-specific; RNA polymerase II transcription regulatory region sequence-specific DNA binding. Gene Ontology annotation, biological process: regulation of transcription by RNA polymerase II. NCBI's taxonomy places the organism in Eukaryota, Metazoa, Chordata, Mammalia, Artiodactyla, Delphinidae.